Messenger RNA from Oryza sativa Japonica Group (Japanese rice), 1566 nucleotides. RefSeq lists its product as uncharacterized. The record is from RefSeq and is a predicted model, not a curated record. NCBI's taxonomy places the organism in Eukaryota, Viridiplantae, Streptophyta, Magnoliopsida, Poales, Poaceae. Gene Ontology annotation, cellular component: chloroplast.
UCGUGGCCUUGGCCCAUGAUAAUCGAGGGACCCGCAGCGGAUGAGGAGAAAACACACAAGUCAAUCCCCCGAUUCCACCUCCGUAAUCCCCGUUACCGCCGUGGUCGGAGCCGCCGAGCGCCGCCGUCGCGCCUCCCUCCACCGUCUUCCCACGCCGCCGCGCGACGGCUGCGGCGGUCGUCUUCCCCAUUCGUCCCAUCGAUCCUCCUCCGGCUCAGUUCCACAGAAGCGCCACCUCAUCACGAAGGCAAUUUUACAGUUCGAACAUUAGGAAGCAUGAGCUAUUUCCAGGCUACAACAUACAAGCCUCAUAAUGGGAUCAUUGUGGACAAGGUAGCAAUAGGUCUUGGGAGUACUUGCAAAUUGCUUCAUGAAAGGGCCAAAUGUUCGUAUUCCAAUAGAUUCAUCAAGCUUCAAGAGCAAGUAUACCCAAGGCUUCUUCUUGUUGCUGCUUGCCAUAACAGGAUUGGUCCUGUGUAUGCCUCAAGUGGGAAAGGAAACUCUGAGCGUGUCAAUGAUCCCUUCUCCAUGGAAUCUUUGAACAAAGCUAUAGCUGGAACUAAAAAGCAAUGGCCCAUACAAGAUAUGCUGAUAGAUCAAAUUUCUAAGAUUAGAGGGUCUGGCUCUGGUGGAAAUGGUGGUGGUAAUAAAAACAGUCAUGAAGGCAGUGGUGGUGGCUCAGAGGACGAAUCUUUGACGGAGUCAUUAUAUGAAAUGGUCCAAGUUUUGUUGGCAACUAUUGCCUUUAUACUCAUGUACAUCCAUAUAAUAAGAGGAGAGGAGUUAUACCGCCUUGCGAGGGACUACACUAGAUACCUGGUUACUGGUAAGAGAACUUCCAGACUGAAACGCGCCAUGUUAAACUGGCACAAUUUCUGUGAGGGCAUCACCAACAAGGAUAGCGUGCAAGAGUCAACAUUUGAAAGAUCAACUUCUGAACCAAUGUGGUGGCAGCAGCCCCUAAAGUUUGUCCAUCGCAUUGAGGAACUUUACAGAGGCUAUUUUCGCCCACAUGCCCAGGAAUCAUAGUUCUGAUGAUUGAGGAUCCCUUUGGACUCUUCUCAAGAUUUCAGUGUAUGUUGUAACCGUGCAUAGGUAGGCACUAGUUGCAUGGACGGUGCAGUGAAGCGCAUGGAGGAAACUAGACGGUCUGUUCUUUACUGCAUUCAGUUUUUCUUGCGUAGUGCAGCUGAAUACUACGUUAUAUAUUGUCUGUAUUGUUCAUUACAGAACAUAAAGGAAGGUGAUAGUUCGUCUGGACAAUUUUGCCGUUUUUGAAACCUCGCUGCUAUGAUGUGAUCGUCUGCCGGUCAGUUAGGUGCAGGUGACAACUUGAAUGCUGCAUCUGAUUCAUCAUAACUACAAAGAGUACCAGCUAUACCCAAUGAAUGCAGCAAAAAAUGUACCUGUAAGCUGUGGUCACUGUAAGCUUUGUAAAUUUUGUGUUCUAUGUUUUGUCCAACUCCCCAUGUUGGUUCUUUGUUGGCCUAUCUGAGCUAUCUAGAGUGAUUUAUGGGAGCAACUAUUUCUUCCAACCUGGAACAUGAAACAUCCAUCUUUGUCAUU